UUUCGCGGUCAGAGCAAGUUGAUCAACUGCUGUUCAACUGGAAACAUGUUAUUUAGUUUCUCCAAGUUUUUAUAUCAAAUUAAAUGUCAAGUGACGAGUAUAAGUGUUCAAAAUACUUUGAGAAACGGUCUACCGUCUUGAUCAAGUGCUAAAUUAGUUGUUUUUUAUAGUAAAUUUAAGGAGAAGUUUGUUUAAUUUUGUGACCAUGCCGAAAGGAAAGCGAAAGGGAAGGUUUGAACGUGGCCGUAACGACGGUUCUAUCAACUCCUCUGAUGAUGAAUCUAAUGACAAUGUGAGCGUUGUUAGUAAUUACUCAGAAAACAGAAGCACAGAAGAAUGUGAAGAAACUGAAAUAUUAGCCCAAGAACAAUUUGAAGAGAAAUUGUCCGAUUUUCUCGAUGGGCUCACCCAAAAAUCUUCACAGGGCAGAACGAACUGCUUUCAGUCACUCACCAAAGCAUUUGUCAAAAAAUAUAUGCCGAGUUUCAUCCGAGAUAGGAAUUUCACAAUCUGUGAUGGCAUUGAGAGAAGUUUGAAAAAAGGUGGUGGUCCAGAAAAGACGGCUGCCGCUGAGUUGGCAACUGUAAUUUGUGUUCAGUUGGGAGCUGAGGUUGCUAGUGAAGAAAUCUACGAUCUACUCAAACCUGUGUUACUUAUCAUCGUAUGUGACAAUUCUGUAGCAGCAGCAGUCAGAGCAAAAUGUUGCAUUGCAUUGGGUAGCAUUACUUUCCUAACUAGUGGUGAAAUUGGAGAUGUGAUGAUUCUCAUGCAGCAGUUUGAGUCCAUUUUUGCUGGGAGUUACUUAAAAGGUGAUGGAACCAUACCAAAUAUCACCCCUGAAACUGCUACCCUCCAUGCAGCUGCGAUUAAUACCUGGAGUUUACUUUUCACGCUGAUGAGCCCUGGAAAUAUCGGAACUAUGAUCAACAACUCGAAGAAUCUACCAUCCCUUGAAAAGCUGUCGGAACUCCUAGCUUCAACACACUUAGAUGUCAGAAUGGCUGCUGGGGAGGCAUUGGCUUUGAUUUACGAGUUGGGUAGAGAAGAGAAUGAAGAUUUUGAAGACGAUUUUGCCCUAGACCUUCUAGAAACUCUAAAACAAUUAGCAACAGAUUCACAUAAAUACAGAGCCAAGAAAGACAGGAAACAACAACGGGCCACAUUCAGAGAUAUUCUGCAAUUCAUUGAGAAUGAUACAGUACCUGAAAUACAAGUCAAAUUUGGCAAAGAAGUUUUACUCCUGGAUACUUGGACAAGAAGGAAACAAUAUGAAACAUUGUGCAAUAUUCUUGGGCCGAGCAUUAAUAUUCACCUUACAGAAAACUUCUUGCUCCGCGAUAUAUUCGAAAUAUUGGAACCGCCACCUACAAACGAGAUAGGAGGUCUUGCUCAACAUCAGAUGGAACGAUUCAGGAAACGCUUAUUGAAUGCAGCGAAUUUCAAAGCAAGAACGUUAUCGAGAGCCAAGAAUAGGGAUAAGCGAUCUGACUUCUGAAAUGUAAAUUACCUCCUGGUAUAUUUUUGUUGAAUUUAUUUAUUUAGCACAAUUUUUGCUAUAGUAAAAUAUAUCUGUAAUUGUUUGCUAUUUAUUAAAUUGAUUGAAGUAGCAUAAUGUUAUUGUGUUUAGAUUUUUUGCAGUGAUUUUUACAGUUAUGACAUGAUAUUCAAUGUUUUUUGUGAGUUUGUUAACGGAAAUUACAAGUUAUUUUCAGGGCAGUUUCUCUGUUUUUAUUUUCCCUAUCAACAAUAUCGAAGGCAGUGACGUUACUCCAUUCACACAAUAACAAGGUUAAAUUAUGAAAUUUCAAACUUAACAAAAUAAAUAUCUGAAAAUUGCUGUUGGUCGACAACCACUAAAACAUAGACAGUGAUUCUCAAAACUGAAUUAUCAAUUAAAUACAUAAUGGAACAAUAUUCUAUCAGUUUCACCCUAGAAUUCAAUACACCCUGUGACCAAGAUGAAGCUGCACGGGGAUAUUUGAAACGAGAGGAGAUACGAAAUUGGAUGAAUGGGAAAAAAUUUGUGCAUUCAGAGGGUCAUUCCAACAGCUCUCCUAAUUUUUCAAAAUUGUUCUUAGUUUUUCAAAUAUAUUGAAAAAAGUUAAUUUUUGGAAAAUCUAUCUCUUUUUCUUUCUACAUUAUUAUUAGAGAGAUAAAGAAAAACUGAAAAUACUCUUCCAUAGCAACUUUUAGUGAGAUUUAACGUGAAAGUAUUUACUGAAAAGUAAAUGAAAUAUUUCACUGAAUUAUUCAAUGCAGCGCUUCAAAUAUUUAAUGGUGAUGGAUUCUUACACAAAUUACCUUGAAACCUAAACUUCAAAAUUAUAUUCAUCAUUUUCUAAACAAAGAUCCUCUUAUUACAGUUUUUUCUAAGGCAUUUGUAAGCAUUUAUGGGGCAAUACUAUUGAAUGCUUCAAUAACAAUAAUGUCCCUCAGUUCUUCGUUUUCAAAAUUAAUUGAGUGAACAAAGUUUUCAACGUAUCCCAAAAGAAAAAAUCCAGCGGUGUCCAGUCAGGCGAUCGCACCGGUCAAGAAAAUGUAGAACAAGAUCAGUUAUCAAGGAAAUCCGUGUAAGAAUCCAUCAACAAUUUGUUGUGCUACAUUUAAUAAUAAUUUUUGAAAUUUUAUUUUUCAGUAUUGAAUGACUACUCCAUCAAUGUUUGACACUGAAUGAUCAGAAAUAAGUGGAACUGAUGGUAUUUCCUCUUUGUAAUUUCGGAAAAACAUUGAAAAUGGUUAAAACUAGGUCGAAACACAUUCAAACCACUUUGAUGAAUACAUGGUUGAAUUCCGAAUAAAAAAGCUAUCAGAACCUAUGAACAGAUAAGCAGAAGUAGAUGAUGGUUCUUCGAAUAGAAAACGUUGCUUAGAGAAAUAAAGUGCUCCACAUUUGAAGUGAGACGAGCGAAUAUUUUGUUUGUUUUCGCACCGAUAUUUGAUUUCUUUUGGGAUUCGGAUUGCUCAGUCGAUUGGGUAUAGCAUAAUUUUCUUACGUUUAUCCACCUUUUCGGAAUCAUGACCUACAGGAUGAUAUCUGAAAGUGUGAUAAUUUUAGAAAAGUUUGAAGUUAGUAGGAUAAUUUUUUAAUUUUUUUUUACUGCAAAAACAUGAAGCCUGAUGUGUUUUCUCAAAAUGGUUUAGAAUUCAUCAAGAUCCAUACAGAAUGUUUCGAGAUAUGCAAUUUUGAACAACAUAUGGAUUUUCGAAUCGUUUGGAUUCCUUAAAUUCAUUGGUUUAACCCCUCGGUAUAGUCUCAUGUUGUCUGGAUAUUGUUUUUAUGGUGAAGUGUUUCCAAAAGGAUUGGACUUAUGAUGCCACAGAGGCACUGCGAGCGCUGGAUGACAAAAAAUUGUGAAUCCUUCUCUUGGAAUACGUCAAAUUGUAAUUUUCUGGGAAGAUAUCCACAGAAGAUGAAUUCCAAAGUGACGAUGUGCUAAAAAAAACAUUGUAACACGAUGUUCUAGGUGUUUAAAUUCUGACUGAAUAAGGAUGUGAUAUUUCAGCCAGUCGAACCGAUAGUGCUAGUUGAGCUUUGUAAAGGCAUCAGUCGCUGCGGUGUGAAGUACCUACUUCUUGGCGCGAAAGAAAUAUCUCAGCCUCCGUGAAACUGCUUCAGCAAUAUUUGCGACAUACUCGUGCCAAGACAAACUGUUAGUUCGUAGGGAGGAAUACAAUGUUUUUCAUUGUUGCUCCAGUAGUAUAGUGGAAUUUUGUUUCCUUUAGAAAUGUGAGAUUUCUCAUCAUCAUGAUGAUAAUUUCACAACAACAAUAAUAUGUUUUUUUUAUGUUAAAUGAUUCUGGCUAUAAAUACAAUAUUUUGUAGAAUAUUACAUUAAUCUGCAUAAUUGUGACUGAGACAAUAGUCAAAGCUCGUCAAAGCUCAUUAGGAUGUAUUUUUCAGAGGAUGAAAAUUAUGAGAAUUGAUGAACAUACCACUAAGAGAAUACAGAUAAUAUGUAACACAAUAUUUUUUAAUGAAGAAAAAUCAACAACGGAAGUUUUGAAGUAAUGCACUUAUCAAUAUUUUGUUACGAGGUGCUAACUCUUCUCUUCUCGGCAUACUGCUUGUCAAGUCCAUUCUUUCAAUGUUAUAUUGUCUCAGAACUUCGGUGACAAUUCUCGCACGAUGUGGUCGUGCAUUAUCAUCGACCAGUACGAAAUGGUUCUGAGCCCAAACUCUUCGAGCUAUCCUAUGGUUCAGCUUUAACAAAGUACAAGAUGUUCUUCCUUCUAGCUCUCAGAUUGCGCUCAUGAAGCCUUCUUCUGAUUGUCUCAUAUGAGACAACAACUCCCCUUCCAUUUCAUAGUGUCCAGUUCAGUUGGCCAGCAGUCUGUGUUCGAAGACGACGUACCGAAGUAACUAAGAAAUUAUCAUUUCCCAGACAACAUGCGACUAUACUGAGGGGUUAACCAAUGAAUUUGAGUUAUUCAAACAAUUCGAAAAGUCAUAUGUUUUUUAAAAUUGCAUAUCUUAAAACAUCCUGUUUGGAUCAUGAUGAAUCCGUAACAAUUUCGGGAAAACACAUCAGGCUUCAUGUUUUUGCAGUCAGAAAAAAAUUUAUAAAAUUAUCCUACUAACGGGGCGAACUUUUCGAAAUUUUUUUCAGAUAUCAUCCUGUUGGUCAUGAUUCCGGAAAGGUGGAGAAACGUAAGAAAACUAUGUUAUACUAUGUUCAACUAUGUUAUAUCCCAUCCAAAGUUAUUAUGGUGCGAAAACAAACAAAAUAUUCGCUUGUCUCACUUCAAAUGUGGAGCAGUUUAGAUAUCACCACGUUAAAUCCCAUCAAAGUUUAUAUGGAAAAUAUUUCAAGUUUUUCUGUAACUCUGAUAAUAACGUAAAAAAAUAGAUUCUCCAGAAAUGUAUAGUUUUCCAGUUACAAUUUUGAAAAUGUUCGGAGGCCGUUGGUAUGACCCUGUGAAUGCGCAACUUUUUUACUCAAUUGAAUUCAUAUCUUCACUCGUUUGUGAAAUUCCCAUUCUAUGCAACCUUAUCUUGAUCACACUGUAUUUAUUACAUGGGUGUAGUCUUUCGUAAGUCAGUUAGCAAGGAAUGUCCACCACGUGCUAUUAGUAUGUUUGAACUAUUGGCAGGACAUUGAUAAUACUAUACAUAUAAUUCUCCAUGUUCUGAUGUUCGAAUUCAUCAUACUAUACCACCGUGCAGUGACUUCAACCAAAUUAUAGAAAAUUAUAAAAAAAAACAUUUAACAAAAAGAUAGAAUUACUUUCACAAUAAUUAGUAUUAUGCUUUUGCAAUCUAUGACAAUCGAAAUGAUUCAAAUCAUUCCUAUUUUCGAAUUACAGUACCUAUAGUUAUUUUUGUAUCUAGUGCGUGAAAUGCCACUGGUGAUCGAGAAAAAAAUAUUCGAGAUGACCAAGUAUUUCGCGACGAGAUGCAAACAAUUGUUUUUCUACAAACGUAAAAAAUAUAGUUCUGAAGUAGUAAUAUGCAUAGCUAAACAUGAAAAAAUGGUGUUGAACUGGCUUAAAAAGGCCUCCCCUAUCCACUCUAGGUACGCACGAUGUUCCACAAACAUUAUAGGAAUUUCCUUUCGUGCAGUCCAAGAGAUGAAAAAAAUAUUGUAAAACGUUCAGAAAUAAAUGAUUUCUUGAAUGUUUUCCCAAUUGAGGACCAUAAAGUAAAAUUAUAAAAAUCUUAUAUUUACAUACAAUGCGCGAAGUAUGUACUUCGCACACUGCUUCGCCCAUGGUGUCAUGAUAACGUAAAAAACUGAAAAAAAAAGUGCCACUUCGCAAUUUGUCAAUGCGCGAACCUUGUCAUUUUCGACGUUUGUAGAAAAAUAAUUUGUAUAACAAAAAUCAUUGAACAGUUCAUUAUCAUUGAGUUUAUUGAUGAAUAGUUCAUCAUUCAUGACUUUUAUGACAUGCUCUUUUCCAAUAUUGUUGAGAAAUUUUGAGAGUAUUCCAAUUCGCGUUUCAGGUAUUUAUACUGAUUUUUCACUAGUAGUGGGUGUCUCACUGAAACAUACCAAAUUGAAUAAUUUCUAUACCUGGUUAGAAAAAGCCAAUUCAUAGGGUGAAUAUACCGAGUUAUUCACGUUAUUCGACACAAAAUAUUGUGGCUAAAGAAUAUAUUUUCAUGUUGUUUUAGAAUGAAGCGCUAAUAGGUGUCUAUCCAUCCUAAAGAAAAUACUUAUACAAUCAAAUUCUUUAGCCACAAUGCUUCGUAUCGAAUAACGUGAAUAACCCGGUAUACAUAAAUACACAAACUGACUAUUAAACGCAUCGACACCUGAAGUUAUGACAUCUUCGAGAAAAAAAUAUAAUGGGGCAGACCACUGAUUUUUUAAAACGACAUAAUGAUGAGCUCUAUACCAGUAAAUAUAUUUUUGAAUUUUCUCAUUCAUACCAGAGCGAUAAAAAAUGUUUAAAUCAAAACACACACUGUGCCAUUUGAAAUGAUGUCGAUGUGUGUGUGUAUGUGUGUGUGAGAGAGAGUAUUGUGUGAUUAUAUUAGUCCCAACACCUAUUGUACUUGAGCUGACCAAUCACACUGCAGAAUGGCAAAGGACCAGAGAGAGAUAGCUAUAGUUCGGGGCUGAUACGGUUACGGUUCCACCAUUAUAUCUGACUUUUUGAAAUAUCGCUAUUGGUACGAUUCCUUUCAACUUUAACAUUUACAUUAGAUGUGAAACAUGAUUCAUCGAUUGAAAGAGGUUGAGAUAAAUUUGAUCCCUCAAUGGUCUUCCCCAUUAUACUUAAAUCGAAAAUGUCACAGACGAUUAGUCAUUGUUGCCAUAGUAUUUUUUUAAUUGGACACCCGAAGAAUUAUUGAACGAUACCGUGUUUGAUGGGAGUACGUUGAACGACUUCGAUGAUAUAAUGAGCGAAAAACUCGUCCAUUUUACCCAUGAUCGAGUGUGAUUCUGAGUAGUGUUAUGAAAAGGCUAUUGCAACUUGUAUGAAGAUAGUGUGAUUUUCAGAAAGAUGGAUUUACGAUUGGAAUAUAUCAUGUAUAAUCAACCAAUAAAUUCCCAGAUAUCAGAUGACUGCAGCACAGUUGGAGUGAGACACCCACAGAAUGUAUUUUAAGAGAUUUACAAGAUUAAUCCAUAUGAAUCCCAUAAAUAUAUAUACAUCAUAUCUCAAAAAAUGACUAUCAAAAACACCUCAUCUAAUAUCAAUAAAUGGGAGCAAAUAUAGGCAUACCAGAUUACCAAGACAUAAAACUCAAAAGAGUAUCAUCAGCAUGCUAGAGUACUUAUUGAUACAAUAUCGAAUAUGUGAAUAAGGCAACAUUCAUUUAUCAUUACUACUUUGAACAGUUAUUAUGUGAUAUGGCAUUCUGUUGAUUUAAUUCAUUAGUGACAUACUCCCAAGAGUUCACUGUAGCCUGAUAGUAAUUUAUCUGUUUGUUCACAAAAUCUAGUAAUAUCUUCUUCAAACACUGUUGUUUUUCUCUCUGCCACCUAUCUAGGUCACUUCGUAAAGAUUCAUUAGCACAUUCGAGGUUGUCCUGGUUUUUUUCAACUUUUUUUAGUAAUUGUGGAAUGCUGGUACCAAGUUUUUCCAAUUUAUCAUCACUACUUGAUUGUUUCCAAAAAGAAAAACUACUGCUCGCAGACUGGGACGGAUCUUGAGAAAUGGCAACCAG
Molecule: messenger RNA, 7615 nt
Organism: Phaedon cochleariae (mustard beetle)
Lineage: Eukaryota; Metazoa; Arthropoda; Insecta; Coleoptera; Chrysomelidae
Source: the annotation of a GenBank genome assembly